UGUGGUGUUUCUGUCGUCAGGCCGGGGCAGGGGUGUCCAGCCAUGAGCCCUUUCUCCCAGCCGCUCAUCCUCUGGGGAUUUCUGACUCUGACACAAUUCUCUUUCCUGAAUGGUCUGAGAGCCUUGCCGAAGACUUGGAUCCGGCCGGAAGAGACUCAAGGAUGCCGGGCCGCACCCACCAUCUCUUCUGGUGCCACCAUUUUGGCCACACCUUGGGGGCUGAGAUGCUCAGAAUCAAAACUGGCCUACCCUGGCUGGCUGUUGAGGAUAAGAAAGUGGAAGGCAGUCAUUUUAGAACCAAAGGAAGGAUCCUCGUGCCAGCUCCCCCGUGACGCCGCCCUAAGCCCCGGCUGCCUCUUUAAUCCCGACAAUCCGUCCUUGGAGGCCGAAGGGAGUGCUGCCGCCUGCGUGGGAGGGAGCCAGGCCAGGCCAGGCCUCGAGUGUGCCGGCCCGGCAUCCCGGAGCACCAUGAGCUGGCCAGGCGAGGACUGGAAGGUGGGGCUGCCGGCACAGGCCUUGCGGGCCAUCGCCGAGGUGGAGCAGCACCUGGCGCGCCUGCAGAAGGAGCGGCAGCAGAAGCAAGUGCAGCUGGACACGCUGGAGGCCGCGAUGCACAAGCAGCGGCAGAAGCACGAAGAAGAGAGGGCCUCGUGGGCCCUCCUCUCCCAGCAGAACCGGAGCUUGGCAGAAGGUCAGGAGCAGAUGGAGCGUGCCCGCCAACGCCUGGCCCAGGAGCUGCAAGCCAAGGAGGGCCAGCUGAGCUGCCUGGAGGCCCAGCUAGUCCAGGCCACCCGCCGGCAAGCAGAACUCGAAGAAGAGCUACGCAGGUGCCAGGUAGAACUGGAGAAGCUGCGCUCACAAUCCAACCUGGUUCUCCUGCCCCCCCGGUGGGGCUCCCCCACACCGUGGGCCGAAGGUGGUGCGGAGGCCAAGGCAGAGCCCAGCAAAACUCCUGGAGCUGGAAAAAGGAAGGUUCAGUGCAGCAGCCGCACAGCUGGGGGUCCCAACUGGGCGAAGGAGCCAGGAACAUUGCUGCCCACUGCCCCACCUGGAAGCCCCAGUCCCACAGAGAACGGUGGGGGAGACUGUUCAGCGGCAGCAGAAGCAGCGUCCGUAGGAGAACGACUGAAGAGAGAGAACCAAGGGCUCCAGCUCGCGCUCGCCAAAGCGGAGAGUCGGAUGCGCGAGCAAGAGAGGGAAGUGUGGAACUUGCAGGGGCAGCUGGGGCUCGCCCAGGCCGAGCUGGCUCGGUGGAAGAAGCAGCGAGGAGACCAGGCCGAGGCCAGGGCGCCAGCAGCCCAGGGCAGGAGGCUGUCGGAGGAUGUGAGUGCCCAGCACCGGAGCAGAGACCACCAGAAGGGCCCGGCGGGGACAGAGAGGGCAUCAUCCGGCAGCAGCCGUCGUAGUGUGAGCUCCUCCCGCUUGGAACAGCCAGCAGAGAAACGGGCAGCCCCCGGCAAGCAAAAAGGCCUCCCGUCGCUGAGUCUGCGGGCCCCCGGUACCGAGCAGGAGGAGUUGCAGGCCCUCAGAGCUCAGGUUCUGACCCUCCGGCGGCGCCUGGAGGCCUCCGAGGUCCAGCGCAAGAGCCUCUUCGAGACUUGUGGGCAGCAGCCGAAGGCGCCGCUCUGGCUCCAAGCAGGACAGACGCCUCUGCCCCAGCAUCAGAGGAGGGGCUCCCGAGCGCUCCCGGGCGAUGGCCAGGCUGCACCCAACGAACAGGGCAUGGGGAACGGAGACCACGCGGUAGCAGGAGCGGUGGCCAGCGGUGGCCAGUGGGCUGAGGAGCAGCUGGAGGGCCAAGCAGAGGAAAAGACGGCGCUACGGGCCCGUGCGGCAGAAGAGGUCCCCGGGAAAACGGACGUGCCGGCCCCACCCGUGGCCGAAGCAGAGGGCCUCGCCCAGACCCCCAUGUCGGCCAGAGGAGGGGCGGAUGCCGAGGGGAACGUGGAGGCCUUGCGCGAAGACCUCCGGGCCUUAGCCGCCGGGAAGGCCGAGGCGGAGGCCCAGGCCAGCUUAGUCCAGCAGAAGCUGCAAAACCUGCAGGCCAUGGUGGGGAGGCAGACGGAGCGCUUGGCGCAGGCCAUGGAGGCCCAAAGCCGCCACGUGGGAGAGCUGCUUGUGGACGUGGAGGAGAAGGACCGGCUCAUGGACGGCCUGCGCCAGGAGCUGGAGGAGACCAGAAGGGCCUUGAACCUGGCCGACGCCAAGGGCCGGCGGCUGCAGGCACUGCUGGGGGAGAGGCUGGGCGGUCCUCAUGAAACCAGCCCCACCGAGGCCCCUGUGGCCGAGCUGCAGGGAGGCAAAGGGUGUGCUGGGGACGGCAGCCUCGCAGAAUGUCCUCGGGAAGAGGUGCAGGCACAGCCAGGAGUGCAAGAGCAGCUGGAGACCUUUCUUGCUCAGCUCCUGCGGGAAAACCAGGCCCUGCGCGAAGAACUGGCAAGUUGGAAGACGUGGAGCCAAGAAAAAGAAAGCAACAGCACUCUCACUCCCCUCGAAUCAGCUUGUGCAGGAAACAGCGGAGAGGGAGAGCCUGAAAUUGUUCUAGAAGCAGCCCAGGUGGAGGAGCCCUCAUUACGGGGAAGCUGGCGAAGUGUCCAGACCCAGACGGAAGUGGGCCACCGGCGCCGGGAACGGGUCUCCGUUGCCUUCGACAACACCCAGUAUGAACCCUAUGGGCUCCCCGAGGUGGUCAUGAAGGGUUUUGCCGACAUCCCGUCUGGACCUUCUUGCCCAUACGUCCUUCGCCGGGGCAUUCUCGGAAGUGCCCCCAUCGCCCAGCUGGCCCCGAGAGCAGAACCAGAAGAGGAUUUCCCUGAAGCCGAGGAGGGGACGGGCGUCUGAGAACAAAUCCCCCCCAGCACGAGCCAUCGCUCUCCUGUCACUGGGCCGUGGGGGCACGCGGUGCUUUUCCAUCCAUGGCACCACCACCAAAAAGAUCGCCAUCUGUGCUCGAUCCCUCCGCCAUCACCGCUGCCCACCUUUGCUUGCGCGCUUCCUGCCACCAGUUUUGAUCUGUUUCUCUCCAAGUCGACUGGUUGACAGCUUAUUGGGACCUUCUUGUUGGUUCUUUGCAUGGAUCUGUAAAGUUUAUGAAAUCUGACGUUGCCAAGAGGCGGUUCUAAGCCGAAGGAACCAUUCCAGCCCCACCUGCUUCCUUUGAAUGUGCAGAGGUUCCUUUAAAAAAACGAGGAAGGUAAUUUGGGUGCAUCUAUUGGAAGAAACUGGAAGAGUGCCGGGGACAGGGGGGCAGUUUUCCCCUCCCCUUGUUCAUCAUUGGAGGAAUGCAUCUUUCCACAGGAGCGGUUGCUAUUUCACUGCCAAUCAUGAACGCCCGUUUCUCUGGUUGGCUUUUUUCAAGUAACCAAUGGCGAAGAGGAUCGAGCAUGUGGCUGGGGUUGGUACCCUCCCAUCCCACCUUUUUUGGCAGGGGGGGGCUUUCCUGUCAACAAUAAACAUGACGAUCCAAGGAGCCAGCCGGCUGUGCUGACUGACA
Molecule: messenger RNA, 3493 nt
Organism: Varanus komodoensis (Komodo dragon)
Lineage: Eukaryota; Metazoa; Chordata; Lepidosauria; Squamata; Varanidae
Product: centromere protein F-like
Exons: 15
Coding region: 43-2841 (932 amino acids)
Biological process (GO): metaphase chromosome alignment; mitotic cell cycle; regulation of G2/M transition of mitotic cell cycle
Cellular component (GO): nucleus; spindle pole; chromosome, centromeric region
Molecular function (GO): microtubule binding; dynein complex binding
Source: RefSeq, a predicted model, not a curated record